AUGACACAACCUGAAAUGAGAUAUUUCUCCACUCGAGGUGGUAGUGAGACACUUUCUUUCGAAGAUGCCGUCUUGACUGGAUUAGCGCCAAAUGGAGGUCUUUACAUCCCUACACAUAUACCUUCUUUACCUGAGGAUUGGCAAACCAAAUGGGCAUCAUUAUCGUUCCCCGAAUUAUCUAAAGAGAUAUUAUCAUUAUUCAUCCCAACAUCCGUCAUACCUUCAACAGACUUGAAAGAAAUUAUCAAUACAGCAUAUUCGUCGUUCCGAGAUCCAUCAACAACCCCUCUGAGACAAACAGGGGAGAAAGAAUGGGUAAUGGAAUUAUGGCAUGGUCCAACAUGGGCUUUUAAAGAUGUAGCUCUACAAUUCUUGGGAGAGUUGUUUAGGUAUUUCUUGGAAAGAAGGAAUGGCGUUUUGGAAAAAGAUGGAAAAGAGGAAAGAGAACAAUUGACUGUUGUAGGUGCUACUAGUGGUGAUACUGGAUCAGCCGCUAUCUAUGGUCUUCGGUCAAAACCUUCAAUCACAAUAUUCAUCCUCUAUCCUGACGGAAGAGUUUCACCCAUUCAAGAAGCCCAAAUGGCCACGGUCCCAGAUGAGAAUGUCUAUUGCGUUGCAGUUCAAGAUUCAGAUUUCGAUACUUGUCAAUCUAUAGUGAAAACUUUAUUCUCUGAUAAAGAAUUCAAUUCAGCGCAUAGAUUGGGUGCUAUCAACUCGAUCAAUUGGGCAAGAAUAUUAGCUCAGAUAGUGUAUUACUUUUCUGCUUAUUUCCAAUUACCGAAAGAAGCAAGAGAACAAGGAUCAAGAAUCCAAUUCUCAGUGCCAACUGGUAAUUUCGGUGAUAUAUUGGCAGGUUGGUUCGCUAAGAAAUUAGGUUUACCAAUGGAUCAUUUAGUCGUUGCCACAAAUGAAAAUGAUAUUUUAGAAAGAUUCUUCAGAACAGGUAGAUACGAAGCUGAAGAAGUCGAUGAUAUCAAAGAUCAAAAUCAAGAUCAAGCUCCUGAAACAGCUGCUGUAAACGGUUCUUCAGAUGGUCAACAAGCUACUCCAUCUUCUGCAAGUUCAGUCAAAGCCACUCAUUCACCAGCAAUGGAUAUCCUCUUAUCAAGUAACUUUGAAAGACUACUAUAUUACCUUGCUUUGGAAACGAACGAAUCUACAGGAAGCGAAGAGGAGAAUAGAGCAAAAGCUCAGGAUAAGUUGAAUGGAUGGAUGAGUGAAUUGAAAAAGAAUGGAAAAGUCGAUUUGGGUGAAAAAGUUAAACAAGCUGCCGGAAAUGAUUUCUGGUCGGAAAGAGUUUCCGAUGAUCAGACUCUCGCUGAAAUCAGAAAAUACUACAAACUCUCACAAUACGGUCCUUAUGUCGUUGAUCCUCAUACCGCUGUCGGUUUAGCAGCUACUGAGCGAUCUCAGAAGAAGGCCCCCAACUCAUACUGGAUAACACUUUCAACAGCACACCCGGCUAAAUUCUCCUCUGCAGUAGAACUCGCACUCAAUUCCGAACAAUUCCCAGACUUCAACUUCAGAUCAACAGUUCUACCUGAGGAAUUGAAGAAGCUUGAAAGUCUCGAAAAGAGAGUACAUAAAGUUAAGGGUGAAGAAGGCGUAAGAGCAUUGAUCGAACGAGUCAAAAAAGGUGAAAAGGUCGUCCCUGGAGAAGGCAAGGGAUCUAUCUAA
Kwoniella shivajii is the source of this 1677-nucleotide messenger RNA. RefSeq names its product threonine synthase. Gene Ontology annotation, biological process: L-threonine biosynthetic process. The coding region runs from base 1 to 1677 and encodes 558 amino acids. The transcript has 6 exons. Lineage: Eukaryota; Fungi; Basidiomycota; Tremellomycetes; Tremellales; Cryptococcaceae. Gene Ontology annotation, molecular function: threonine synthase activity. The record is from RefSeq and is a predicted model, not a curated record.